AUGGUUCUUUCUAAGUUAAUGAAACCCGAUAAAACUCCACCUACACCCUUGGAGGAGGAAAUUCAUGCUACUCUUGUAGAUCUACAAGGGCACGAGGAUGUUUCGGAUGCCUUCAAAAUGCUAUACUUCUGUGGCGCUAAGGAAUUCGAAAUCGGUCACGAAAAAGCCAUUGUAAUUUUCGUCCCUGUAAGUCAACUCCGCACAUACAACCAAUUGAACAAUCGUUUGGUUGGCGAAUUGGAAAAAAAGCUUCGUGGUGCUCAAGUUUUCAUUGUUGCCUUCAGACGCAUCAUCAACAAGCCCAAAAGAAAUUGCAGGAGCAAUCCGAAGCAAAAAAGACCACGAAAUCGCACACUUACCUCCGUUCAUGAAAACAUACUGAAAGACGUUGUGUACCCUGCAGAGAUCGUUGGAAAGCGUGUUCAACACAAAGUUGACGGAAGCAAACUAAUAAAGUGCCAGUUGGAUGUUUCCCAAAGAAACUAUGUUGAGCAUAAGCUUAAAACGAUUUGUGGCCUUUAUAAAACGCUUACUGGAAAGGAUGUAGCUAUCGAGUUCCCUGAAUGGGUUUUGUAA
This is a messenger RNA of Rodentolepis nana, 576 nucleotides long. The record is from the annotation of a GenBank genome assembly. Lineage: Eukaryota; Metazoa; Platyhelminthes; Cestoda; Cyclophyllidea; Hymenolepididae.